UUAAGAGGUGCCGGCGGGGCGGGAGGGCGGCACAGGGCCGGGCGUGAAGGGAACCGAGCCGCGGCCUCGCCGCCGAGGGCAGAACAGCAGCGGAGCCCCCCGCACGGACCCCCGCACCGAGAGCCGUUGUAGGGUGCCCGCCUCAUCGCACGGACCCCCGGGCUCGGCUGCACCGCGCCUCGCUGCACGGACCCCCGCAACCCGGUACAUCGAGAUCCAUUGUACGGUGACCGCCUCCCGUUGCACGGACCCCCCGGACCCCAUUACACCGAGAUCCAUUGUACGGUGACCGCCUCCCGUUGCAGAGACCCCCCACCUCACUGAGAGCCAUUGUACGGCGGUCGGCUCCCGUUGCACGAACUCCCGGAUUCCCACUACACCGAGGUCCACUGCACGGUGCCCGGCUCCCGUUGCAGGGACCCCACUGCGGCGGCUCCCCGGCCCCUACCGCACCGAGCCCCGCUAACACGGUGUGCGGACCCCCGGCCCCCCAUCGCACGGACCGCCGGUGCGGCGGGCAUGGCAACCGGGAGCCGGCCCUGGGGGGCCCUGCUGCUGCUGCUGCUACCGCUGCUGCUGCCGGCGGCGUGCCGGGCGGGCGGCGGGUGCGCGGGGGAAGGCGGCCCGCUGGAGCCCUUCGAUGCGCUGUACGCCAGCGGGGUGGAGGCGUACUACGGCGGCGACUUCGCGGGGGCGGCGCGGUGCCUGGAGCGGGCGCUGCGCAGCCGGCGGGAGCUGCGGGCCGCCCGGUUGCGAUGCCGGCGGAGCUGCCGCGGGCAGGUGCGGUUGGCGGCUCCGGGUCCGGGAGGCGGCGGUGACUUGCCUUUCUUCGGCUCGGUUCUGCGGCGGGCCGGCUGCCUGCGGCGCUGCGAGGAACCGCGGCUGGGAGCCGCCUCCCGCCACCGCGCCGCCGAGGAGGUGGGGGCCGACUUCCAGCGCAGGGUGCCCUACAGCUACCUGCAGCGCGCCUACAUCCAGCUGAACAAGCUGGAGGAGGCAGCAAAUGCAGCUCACACCUUCUUCAUGGCAAACCCUGAGCACAUGGAGAUACAGCAGGACAUUGAGAACUACAAGACCACAGCAGGGAAGGUUGACUUGAUUGACCGGGAGGCCAGGCAGCACAUGGAGGACUACAGUGCUGGAGUAAGGCACUAUGACAAGGAGGAGUACGAGCUGGCCAUUGACUUCUUGGAGCGUGCACUGAAAGGGUAUUACUCUGAGGAUGAAGAUUGCCAGCUCAUGUGCGAGGGACCGCAGAGAUUUGAGGAGCACGAGUACCUGGAGUAUAAGGCUGGCCUCUAUGAAGCUAUUGCAGAUCACUACAUGCAAGUCCUGGCUUGCAAACACGACUGCGUCCGAGAACUCGCCACGCGUUCAGGCCGUAUCUCGCCCAUCGAAAAUUUCCUUCCCCUCCAUUACGACUACUUGCAGUUUGCCUAUUACAGAGUUGGUGACUAUGUAAAAGCCCUGGAGUGUGCCAAGUCCUACCUCCUCUUCCACCCGGAUGAUGAAGAUGUCUUGGAGAACGCAGGUUAUUACGAGGGCCUCUUGGAAGGUACGAUGGAUCCAGACACGGUCAAACCCAGAAAGGAAGCAAAAACGCUGCUGCGGCGCCAUAAGCUGGAGUCUCACCUCUUGCAGGUGGCUGCGGCCGGCCUCGGAUACACCUACACAGAACCGAACUACUGGAACAGGUACGGCGCCCGCCAGGAUGAGCACAGUGUCCCAUCAAGUAUUAGCAGUGAACCAGAGGAUGGGCCCAGGCUGUCCCUGGCAAAGAAACCCAUGCCAAAACCAGAUCGAGAGCUGAAAGAGGGGGGUCCGCUUCUCUACAGCGACGUGAAGUUUGUCUACAACUCGCAGCAGCUGAACGGCACUCAGCGAGUACUACUGGAUAACGUCAUCUCAGAGGAGCAGUGCCGAGAACUUCACAGGGUGGCCAAUGGUAUCAUGUUGGCUGGAGAUGGUUACAGGGGCAAAACCUCCCCCCACACCCCAAACGAGAGAUUUGAAGGAGCCACCGUCCUCAAAGCCCUCAAGUAUGGCUACGAGGGCCGUGUCCCGCUGAAGAGCGCCCGGCUUUUCUACGACAUCAGCGAGAAGGCUCGCAGGAUCGUUGAGUCCUACUUCAUGCUGAACUCCACGCUCUACUUCUCCUACACCCACCUGGUGUGCCGCACUGCCCUCUCCGGCCAGCAGGAGAGGAGGAAUGACCUGAGCCACCCCAUCCACGCUGACAACUGCCUUUUGGACCCUGAGGCCAACGAGUGCUGGAAAGAACCUCCUGCCUACACAUUUCGGGAUUACAGUGCCCUCCUGUACAUGAAUGCAGAUUUUGAAGGAGGCGAGUUCAUUUUCACCGAGAUGGAUGCCAAAACUGUGACGGCCUCCAUCAAGCCCAAGUGCGGGAGAAUGAUCAGCUUCUCGUCGGGUGGUGAGAACCCCCAUGGGGUGAAGGCGGUUACCAAAGGCCAGCGGUGCGCUGUGGCGCUCUGGUUCACCUUGGACCCGCUUUACAGAGAGCUGGAGCGAAUCCAGGCAGAUGAAGUGAUCGCAAUGUUGGACCAGGAGCAUCUAGGACCCAGCGAAAUGAACAUCAACCCAAAGGAUGAGCUAUGAACUAGGCCAAAGACUUUUUCUAUUAAAUAUUUAUUUAAUAUUGUUAAUCUUAUUAGAACCUUUCUAUUUUUGUACAGAGCUGCUGUAUAAAUUAACAGGUUAAUAUGGUUGUGGAGUGUCAGGAGGGCCUCUUCUGUGUUUAGCACAGCUCUUGCUGGGACCCCUCAUCUCUGUGCCAGCAUCUCUCUGCCUCUGGGAUUCCCUGUCCUUCCCUAGCACUUCUCAGGACUUAUUCAGGCCCACUGUACCCCCUUGGAGGACCCCUUUUUUUUCUUUCCUCAGCCACAAAUAGCUGCUUCUCUUUAGCCUCUGCUAGAGAAAUGUCUCAGGUGUGAUAACAGACCGGUCUUCCUGCCUCUGCUAAGUGCUGGCUGAAGACCUGGACGGUGCUGCCCUGGGGGAAACUGGAGCACAAGUCAGUUAUUUCCAUCUCAGAGCACUUCACCAUUUGAAAAAGCAAAAUGCAGGCCCUAGCAAAAUGUACGUCUCUCUGUAGCCAUGCAAAGCUGGCAUUUGGGCAUUAAUUCUGAGCAGAGCUUCCCCAGCUGCUGGGCAGGGGCAUGAACUGUGCACAGGUGAAAAGGGGCUUGAUUUGCAGCUGACUCUGGUGAAAUAGGGCCUGUCACUCAUUUUCAGUCCCUGCUCUUGCUAACGGCCUGGGAUGCAUGGAAUAAACUGCUUCACACUGCAUCCUUUGAGCUUCCAGCCUAGUGCUGGAAAACCCAAGGCUGGAAAUCAUCCUUUCCAGGUCCGUGUUGGAAGGCAGCUGAAAGGCUCAGGGAUGUUACAGUGUUGGAUGAUCAUAGUGCAGCUUUGUACUGCGGAUGCCCUGGCUGUAUCCUCACAUCCUGACGCUGCAGGAGCAGCAGAUGCUCAUGGUGUGGUGGCAUCUAUUUGCUCAGAGUAUUUCUCACCCAGUCUGAGGGUGUUGCAGUGAAAGAAAAUGCUGCUAAUCACAAGAGAUUUACUAUGCCAGGAACUGCUGCUAAGCUAGUAAAUCAUCCCUCUCCCACCAUUAAAUCAACUCCCGUUUGUGGGAUCAGAGCAGCCCCUACCUCAGUCAGAACGAACACUGAAGUCACAGAACUGCCCACAUCCCAGACAUAGGGACAGCUUUUAUUUUGACCCAACAGCUGCUUCUGCUGCUAGAAAGCAGUUCCUAAAAGGCAGGUUGCAGCCAUCUUUACUGUUGAAUUUACUGGAAGGCUGCUGUCUCUCCAGAAAGCACUGCGGGGAUCUUGGCUGGCAUUUGCAUCCCUGAGCAGCUUUGCUCAGCUCCCUGCUGCACUGACACUUCCUCAGUCCCUUUCUGCUCCCCUCUGCCAGCUUUGGCAUUUCCAGGCCUUAAAAUCUGCAAUAGGGAAUUGUCUUUUCUCUCUGUUCACGCAGCUUUUGCCUUCCCAAAUCUUCCAGGCUCAGCAGCACCCUCUUCUCAUCCAGUCACUGGCUGCAAAGGCCCAUAGACAGGGAUGGUCCUUCUGUAGAGACCUCCUCAAAAGCUGGUCCUGGGCCAGAUAAAGGGGAACUCAGUUAAUAUGGAAAAACAAAUGCCCAGACUGUGAAGGGGGCACCAUUACUACCUGGAAAAUGAUGGAAAGUUCAUUUGCUGCACCUCCUUUAAUGUGGAAUCUGCAGGGGAUAAAGCUCUGAGUGUUUCUGAGCUACCAAUGUAGCGUGUUUCUUGGAGGUUAUCUCAUCUUCCUCAUAGACUGAUGAAAAGAUUCAUUGUGUUGGCUCCCCAAAGAACUGCCCCCAGGUUUCUGCUUUCAGAGACUCAUUCCUGCUUAAAUGCCUCCCCAGUAAGUGCUUAACUGCCCCUUUUUAAAAUAGCCAGAGGAAAAGCUGGAGGGAAGGAGAGGAGGGCAGCUGGAGAGCCAAAACGCCGAUUUUGUUGUUCCCCAUCUGCACCACGCUAUUGCCUCUAAGGCUUGACUCCUACAUGCUGCACCUUCAGCCUGAGUUUGUGCGGCCACCCCCCUGACAACUGCAUCUGUCCCAGCGCAUCCUGCAGAGCUGCCCUCUCCAAGCAGCUCGGUGCAGCCCCUGCCCUCCCAGGGGCUGUGGGGAUCCCACCAGCUGGUUCUUCUGCCGAGAGGUUGGGAGGGGGGCCAUCGCAGGUGGUUGUUGGUUUGCUGCUGUGGUGGUUAGCCAGAGCUGUGUCUAAAUCCGGGGGAAAUAAACUAAACACAAC
Molecule: messenger RNA, 4810 nt
Organism: Chroicocephalus ridibundus (black-headed gull)
Lineage: Eukaryota; Metazoa; Chordata; Aves; Charadriiformes; Laridae
Gene: P3H2
Product: prolyl 3-hydroxylase 2
Exons: 15
Coding region: 520-2619 (699 amino acids)
Biological process (GO): collagen metabolic process
Cellular component (GO): endoplasmic reticulum
Molecular function (GO): iron ion binding; L-ascorbic acid binding; protein binding
Source: RefSeq, a predicted model, not a curated record